Molecule: messenger RNA, 1689 nt
Organism: Vitis riparia (riverbank grape)
Lineage: Eukaryota; Viridiplantae; Streptophyta; Magnoliopsida; Vitales; Vitaceae
Product: GDP-L-galactose phosphorylase 1-like
Exons: 7
Coding region: 303-1433 (376 amino acids)
Biological process (GO): glucose metabolic process
Cellular component (GO): cytoplasm
Molecular function (GO): GDP-D-glucose phosphorylase activity
Source: RefSeq, a predicted model, not a curated record
CAAAUCAAUUUCUUAGGGUUCGAAGGGGAUUUGCUGGUCCAGUUGGGGCUGGCUUCUUUAAUUUCAUCACGGCUCUAAGGAAAGAAAUCCGUAUCAUAGUAAGAAGGGGCAAAGAAGAUGCACAAGCUUUUCCUAAGUUCUUGAUUGCGUCCCCUUCAUUUCACGGUGGUCGAGGUGCCCUUCCUUCUGCUGGUGGUCAUCCAGCUGACUUGACUUUCCUUGCUGGUGGCGGGCACUGAGUUUGCGCUUUGGAUUGAUUUCUUUUGGUUUAUUGUUGUUUUACGAGAAUUUUCUACUCAAGCAUGGUAGUCAAGCAGCUCAAAGAUGAUAAUUUUCUGUUGAAGUGUGCUACACCUGAUCAGGCUAAAUGUCCUCAGUUCUCUUGUGGAAGUAUUCAAAUUCCUCUUUACUGCUUUGCUAGCCAGUCUCUUGAUGAUAGUGGUCCCUUUGGAAGGUUUUCAUGCAUCCCAGAUGAUGAACCAAGUACAUUGGAGUCUCUUCUUCUUGCUCAGUGGGAAGACAGAAUGUGGAAAGGCAUUUACAGAUAUGAUGUGACAACAUCAGAAAUUAAGAUCAUUGGUGGAAGGAGAAAGUUUCUUGCUCAGUUGAAUGAAGAAUGGAAUAUGGAUCAUUUAUCAGACCCUGAUGAGAAUGAAGUCUGCUGGCGAGGGGAUUCUUUCAUAUUUAACUGGGUAAAACAUCAUGAGGAGUUGCUCUUCUGUGUUGCAAGUGGUGAAAAGGCAAUCCCUGAGUUGAUUCCUACAGCUCCUGUGCCUAAUGCUUCCAUAUUAGUACUUAGUAAUGUGACCCCUGUUGAAUAUGGUCAUGUCUUCCUGGUUCCUCAUGGCUUUACCGGCAUCUCUCAGUUUAUGGAUGCAAGAUCUUUAGAAAUGGUGACCAGGGUUGCUAUGGAAGUAAAUAAUCGUUCUUUCCGAGUGUUCUAUGACUGCUCUAUGCCUAGUGCUUCUCUAUAUUUCCAGGCCUGCUACUUUUCAAACCCUUUACCUGUGGAGGUCAUGCCAGUGGUGACUCUCUGGGACAAUGGACUUGGUGGGACUCGUAUUUGUAGUCUCAUAGAUUAUCCCAUUAAGGCUCUCUUGUUCGAGAGCAAAAGCAACUUAAAGGUAUCAGUGGAAGUGCUUGCAGAGAUAUGUUCCUGUUUACAGGGAAAGAACAUUCCAUACAGUUUUUUGAUCUCUGAUUGUGGCAAAAGGAUCUUCUUGUUUCCUCAGCAGAUGCGAACAUCGACAAAUUCCCAUGCCCUUUCGAGUUGGGAGUGCAGUGGCCACUUUGUUUUCAAGUCGAGGAAUGAUUUUGAUCAAGUGACAGAGGAAGCCAUGCUUAAACGCAUGGCCACUGUUUCCCUUGACGAACCAGGGUUUCAGGUAGUGAAGCAGCUCUGUUGCAGCAUUGCAAGCAAGUUGGCCUCUUGAACCGGUCACUUGUUUCUGGGUGAAUGAAAGAUGCAAAUUACAUAGCAUCUAUGCCUCAGUAUGAUGCAUGCACGAGUAUGGCAUAAAAUAUAGUAAAUGUAUGAUGCAAAAUACAUAAAAUCUGUGAACUUUAAGUGUGAUUUAUGUAUGACACUAAAUAUAAGCCAUUUGAUGGUUGUACUGAAUCCAAAUUCCGGUGUCGGUUUUGGCAUCGGCUAUGAUAAAAUUGGUGUGUGGUUUUGCUGGUUGGAACUUG